CGCGGCUCAUGUCUUCCUGCCAGUGGGAGGAGAUCAGCGGCGUGGAUGAGAAGUACAAGCCGAUCCGGACCUACCAGGUGUGCAACGUGAUGGAGCCCACGCAGCAGAACAACUGGCUGCAGACGGGCUGGGUGGCGCGCCGCGGCGGACAGCGCAUCUUCGUGGAGCUGCAGUUCACGCUGCGCGACUGCAACAGCAUCCCCGGCGUGGCCGGUACCUGCAAGGAGACGUUCAACCUGCUGUACGUGGAGUCGGACCGGGACCUCGGCGCCGUGACCCGGGAGGACCGCUACUCCAAGAUAGACACCAUCGCCGCCGACGAGAGCUUCACGCAGGGAGACCUGGGGGAGAGGAAGAUGAAGCUCAACACGGAGGUGCGGGAGAUCGGACACCUCAACCGGAAGGGCUUCCACCUGGCCUUCCAGGACGUGGGCGCGUGCGUCGCCCUGGUGGCCGUCCGCGUGUACUACAAGCGCUGCCUGGCCACGGUGCAGAACCUGGCUGUGUUCCCCGACACGGUGGCCGAGGCCGCCUUCGCCACGCUGGUGGAGGUCCGUGGCGGCUGCGUCAACAACUCGGAGGUGGACAGCGACAGCCCUCCCAGGAUGCAUUGCAGCGCCGAGGGGGAGUGGCUGGUGCCCAUCGGGAAGUGCAGCUGCAGCGCCGGCUACGAGGAGGGCCACAGCAGCUGUGAAGCCUGUCCGCCUGGAUCCUACAAGAUGUCGUCGCGGCAACAGGAGUGUUUUCCGUGUCCGGCCAACAGCGUGGCGGAUGAGGAAGGAUCGGUGGUGUGUGUGUGUGAGGAAGAUCACUUCAGGACUCCUCUGGACAGCCCCUCCACCCCCUGCACAACUCCGUCUCUGAUCAGCGAGCUGCGAGCGGAGAAGGUCGAGGAGAAGAGCGUCACGCUGGUGUGGAGGGAACCGCCGAACCCAAACAGCAGCCGCACCGAGUACGAGGUCAAGUACUACGAGAAGGACCAGAAGGACCAGAGUUAUUCCACGGUGAAGACGGCCGCCACUCGGAUCAUCGUCAACAACCUGAAACCUGGAACCACCUACGUCUUCCUCAUCCGUCCCUUCUUGACUCCUGCUCCGUCCUCGUCCUUGUCGUCUUCUGCUCUCUCAUCGACCUCUUCUACAUCUGCCUCCUCUUCCUCGUCUUCCUCCUCCUCCUCCUCUUCCGCUCCUCCUCCCAUUGACUACGGAGCGUUCAGCGCGCCGCUGGAGCUGCAGACUCUGGGCGAGUUAGCCCUGGCGUCCAGCGAACAGAACCCGGUGGUGAUCAUCGUCAUCGUGUCGGUGGCUGCGCUCAUCAUGCUGCUGUCCAUGGGGGCGGGGCUUCUCAUCUGGAGGAGACAGUGCGGCUACAGCAAAGCCUCCCAGGAGGGCGACGAGGAGCUCUACUUCCAGUUUAAGAUCCCGACUCGGCGGACCUACAUCGACCCGGAGACGUGUGAAGACCUGCUGCAGGCCGUCCACGCCUUCGCCAAGGAGCUGGACCAGCAGAGCAUCAAGAUAGAGAGGAUUGUCCACACAGGUGACUUUGGGGAGGUGUGCCGCGGCUGCCUGAAGCUGCCCAGUAAGCGGGAGCUGCCGGUCGCCAUCCGGACGCUGCGGGCCGGCUGCUCCGACAAGCAGCGCCGCUCCUUCCUGAGCGAGGCCGGCAUCCUGGGCCAGUUCGACCACGCCAACAUCAUCCGGCUGGAGGGCGUCAUCACCACCGGAAACACGAUGAUGAUCGUGGAGGAGAGCAUGACCAACGGAGCCUUGGACUCCUUCCUCAGGAAACACGAAGGCCAGCUGAGCGUCAUGCAGCUGAUGGACAUGCUGACCGGCGUGGCUUCAGGGAUGAAAUAUCUCACUGACAUGGGAUUCGUUCACAAACGGCUGGCAGCGCACAAGGUUCUGAUGAACUCCAACCUGACCUGCAAGGUGUCGGGCUUCAGGCCGCUUCAGGAGGAAAAGAUCGACUCCAUCUACACCACGCUGCACGGAGGGAAGAGCGUGGUUCUGUGGACCGCCCCGGAGGCCAUCCAGUACCGCCGCUUCUCCUCGGCCUCCGACGUCUGGAGCUUCGGCAUCGUCAUGUGGGAGGUCAUGUCCUACGGAGAGAGGCCCUACUGGGACAUGGGCACCCAGGAUGUCAUAAAGGCCAUCGAGGACGGCUUCAGGCUGCCGGCUCCGGUCAGCUGCCCCCCCCACCUGCACCAGCUGAUGCUGGACUGCUGGCAGAAGGAGCGGGCGGAGCGGCCCGGCUUCAGCCAGGUCCACUCGGCGCUCAGUAAGAGCGUCCGCUCUCCGGACGGGAUCGGCUCGUCCACGCUGGCGCGCAGGACGCUGAGCUCGUCCAUCUCCCUGGCCGAGCGGCCGCUGCCCUCCUUCCCGUCCUUCAGCUCGGUGGGAGAGUGGCUGGACGCCGUGGACAUGGGCCGCUACAAGGACAACUUCACCGCUGCAGGAUACUGCUACCUGGAGUCUGUGGCUCGCAUGACCGUACAAGACGUGCUGAGCCUGGGCGUCACCUCCCUGGACCACCAGAAGCUCAUCCUGGCCGCCAUCCAGACGCUGCGUGCGUGUGCAGGAGGAGAGGAGCGGGGAGCGUCCACCCUGGAGGACAGACCAGCAAAACCUGGACUCGUCUUCCAUUCCUUCAUCCCUUCUUCCUGUUUCCAAGAGGAGGCGAGCGGGCGACCCGAGGACCGCAGUGAUGUAAUGUGA
Poecilia reticulata (guppy) is the source of this 2720-nucleotide messenger RNA. The record is from RefSeq and is a predicted model, not a curated record. NCBI's taxonomy places the organism in Eukaryota, Metazoa, Chordata, Actinopteri, Cyprinodontiformes, Poeciliidae.